AUGAUCCUCAACUCUCGUCAGUUCAGAGGGUGGCAGCAGACCAGGGCUUCAGGUUCCAGCAGUAUGGAUAUAGGUCCUAGUGUCCCCAGCUCUGACAUGCCGAACUCCAUUCAUCUGUGUUAUGAGAAUGUCAACAGGUCCUGUGUCAAAGCCUACAUCUUCUCUCCUGCAGUAAAGGAUAUUUUUUACCUUAUCUUCAGCUCCAUGAUUGUGCUCACCGUGGCUGGAAACAUGCUGGUUAUCGUCUCCAUCCUCCACUUUAAACAGCUCCACACUCCUACCAACUUCCUCAUCCUGUCCCUGGCUGCAGCUGACCUGCUGUUAGGGGUUCUAGUCAUCCCUUUCGCUUUUGCCUACAAUGUGGAGAACUGCUGGUAUCUGGGGCACUUUUUCUGUAAGAUACACAUAAGCCUGGCCAUGACUUUAGUCACCGCGUCCAUCAUCAACCUAAGUUUCAUCUCUAUCGACCGCUACUAUGCAGUGUGUCGUCCUCUGCACUACAGAACAACCAUCACUGUUCAGACAUCUCUGAUCAUGGUGAUGGUGAGCUGGGGAGUGUCUACUCUAGUGGGCUUUGGGACAAUAUUCCUGGAGCUCAACAUCCUGGGUGAAGAGGAGUUCUACUAUAAGCAUGUGCUCUGUGAGGGGCUGUGUGUGUUUUACCUGACAGCCACCUCUCGCUCCAUCUGCACUUUACUCUCCUUCUACCUCCCUGCACUCAUCAUGCUCUGCAUCUACCUCAAGAUCUUCCUGGUGGCCCAGAGACAGGCUCGCAGCAUCCAGAGCACCACCUUCCAGAACCAGAACUCUGGAGCUGUGGCCAGCAAGUCAGAGAGAAAGGCCUUCAGAACCCUGGCUAUUGUUAUGGGAGCAUUUCUAUGUUGCUGGACUCCUCUUUUUCUCUGCAUUGUGGCAACUCCUUAUCUCGUACACACUAACCUUCCACUGGUUUUGGCAAUCGCAAAUAGCAUUGGCUAUUCAAACUCCUUUCUUAAUCCUAUAGUGUAUGCCUUUUUUUACAGCUGGUUCAGGAGGGCGUUUAGGAUGAUUGUUUUUGGUUCCAUAUUUCAGCCACAAUCAUCAAACACAAAUUUGUCCGGCAUUAAUAAUAUACGUUUGAAUUGA
Molecule: messenger RNA, 1125 nt
Organism: Hypomesus transpacificus
Lineage: Eukaryota; Metazoa; Chordata; Actinopteri; Osmeriformes; Osmeridae
Product: trace amine-associated receptor 1-like
Exons: 3
Coding region: 1-1125 (374 amino acids)
Biological process (GO): G protein-coupled receptor signaling pathway
Cellular component (GO): membrane
Molecular function (GO): trace-amine receptor activity
Source: RefSeq, a predicted model, not a curated record